CGCGGGUUCAUCAGGUAGGAGUAUUUGUUUAAUAUAUUUACAGUAUUACCUGGAUUACGUUUCACUGUCCCGUGGUGCUUCAUGUUUGAGUUGCACGUCCAGGGCCGGCUACUGACUCAACAACACGAUUAAGUUUGUGAAUGGUGUGUGAUUGAGCCUCUGUGACGAAUCCCCGCCAUCUUGCAGGUCCGCCAUCCGCCAUCUUGCCCGUCCGACAGCUAUAGACCGAAUCAUGGGGAAGAAACACUCAAAGUUCGACGUCAACCCUGCAGCAUCAACGGUAACACCGACCACUACACCAUCUAGUCAGACCCCAACAAGAGGGACUUACCUUGUUACAGAAGAGAAAGGGUCAAGGUCAUCACCACAGCAACCAAGCUCACAAACCAAGAUGGCAGCCAAUGAUGUGUUUGUCUGUAAUCAGGAGGAUCUGAAAGAUGGAGAGAUGAAGGAGGUGGACGUUCCGGGGGGGAACGUGCUGCUGACGAGAGAAAAGGGCCAGUAUUAUGCUGUGGGCCCAAAAUGUACCCACUAUGGAGCAUCUCUUGCCAAUGGUGUGCUGUGUAAUGGCCAGGUGCGUUGUCCAUGGCAUGGAGCCUGCUUCAACAUCAAAACAGGAGACAUCGAAGACUUCCCAGGUCUCAACUCACUGCCAACAUUUGAGGUAAAUGUUAAACCUAAGUACAACAGCAAGUCCAAAUAUUCCGCCAUACAGAAGGCAAAGGACAAGAAGUACUCCAACUUCAGAGGCGGCACAGGAUCUUUUCGUCGCCCAACCGGAAAUUACAAAGGGAAACUCAGGGAAAGGCCGCACUCCCAGAGGAUCCAGAGGAACUAG
Messenger RNA from Haliotis rubra (blacklip abalone), 838 nucleotides. RefSeq names its product apoptosis-inducing factor 3-like. Bases 233 to 838 code for a protein of 201 amino acids. Gene Ontology annotation, molecular function: 2 iron, 2 sulfur cluster binding. Lineage: Eukaryota; Metazoa; Mollusca; Gastropoda; Lepetellida; Haliotidae. The transcript has 6 exons. The record is from RefSeq and is a predicted model, not a curated record.